Molecule: messenger RNA, 3689 nt
Organism: Oryza sativa Japonica Group (Japanese rice)
Lineage: Eukaryota; Viridiplantae; Streptophyta; Magnoliopsida; Poales; Poaceae
Source: RefSeq, a predicted model, not a curated record
CACCCGCCCCCGCGCUUUUCUCUCACCGCUCUCCUCCCGUUCCCACCACCACGGCCGCGUCAAGAUCCGAUCCACACACCCAUCCGACCCCGCUGCCUGCCGGUCUCACUCUCAUCCUCGUGAUCCCCCGACGACGACGACAAGGGACACAGCUCGGUUUCUUGCUUCCCCCCCCCCCCCCCCCCCCCACCAGUAAUGCCCGCUGCCCCCACCGGCCUCCCUCCCAACCACGAGUGCUGCUGCUGCUGCUCCUCCUCCUCUUGGUAUUACCGGCUCCCCCUCCUCCGCGGCGCGGUAGAAGUAGAAGCGGGGGCUGUCAAUAGGGGAGGGGAGUAGGCGGCGGCGGGGGGGGUGCGAGAACGCUGGCGACUGGGCGCUCACCCGCCUAAAGCCAAUCCACCCACCUAACCAGUUGGCGGGUCACGGAGAGGGGACAGGAGUAGUAGAAGAAGUAGGAGGCUCCUAGCUACCACCGCGCCUCACUCCCAAUCCUACUACUACUACUACUACCACCCACCGAGUGCGCGUCGCCGUGCUCCAGGGGAGGUGGCGGAUCUGCGGGUGCGUGACCUCCAUAUGGGAUCUCGAUGAGCUGGGGGGACUGUUCUUGAAGUGGUUCUUGGGAGCAUCUUGUUGCAGGUUCAAGGAAGUGUAGUAUCCUGUUGAAACUUGACGAUUCAAUUUGAAUCAAGUGAAAAGCUCUGCUUGUUGGCGUAUGUUAAACCAUAAAAAAAGAUGCCAACGAAAGGACAGUUUAGCAGAGAAAGGAAUGUAAAGGCCACAUUAGGUCGUGAUGGACGUCAAAGGGGAAAUUCACAAGAUCAAUCUGUACAAGUGCCAAAAGAGAAGAUUGCAGUAGUCGGUGGGAACAUUGAUGGAAAAUUUGAAGAUAGAAUCAGAGUUGUGAAAAAUGAGAAGUUUCGAAGGCAACGGGAACCUCGGAGUGCAGAUGCGGGUGGAUCCUUGAAAGGCUCAAAACCAUGGCCUGGUCGAAAGGCCACUACGGUUGAUGAGCUUGUCAAGCAUAUGUCAAAUGUUCCUUCAUAUUUGCAGCGUAAAGAGACAUCAGGCCAUCUUCAGGACAAGGCAUUGAAUGUUGGAGUUCUCGAGUGGGGCCUCCUAGCCAGGUGGUCUCACCAACAAAAGCAUGAGUUUUCUAGCAGCCAUGGUGCCUCUCCAUCUAAUACUAGUAGGUCCCUGAUAUUCUCUUCUCCAUCCCAGUCAUCUGCAAGUCCCAGCAGCAAAUCUCUUGAAAGCAAUCAAUCUCCUACACUCAAUGACCAUCAGCAUUGUUCUAUGGAGUUUCAGCAAAGUGAUCUUGAGGAUAAAUACCAUGGGAAGGCCAGAUAUUCACCUAGCCCAAAUUCUGCAGUGUUGAACUUGUUGCCUGUUCAUGGAAAACACUUUCCAGAGAACACUGGCAAAUACGGUGACUUGAAUCUCAGAAACAUAUCUCCACUCUCGGACCCUCUUCUUACUGCCACUGGGAGUUCCAUGCGACAUGAAAUGGUUGAUGAUGAGGAGACUACAAGGAAUAUAGAGGAGGCCGUCCAUCAUUGUUCGCGCAGGCUUUUUACAGAUGAUGAUAACAUUGGCCAAAGUUUCUUCACCUCACAUAACAAUGAUUCUGCAUGUGGUGAUUUUCAGCAGAGCAGUGGCGUGACUGGUGAGGUUUUUGAGACUCUAGUGUCUAGUGCGGUGAUGGAAAUGGAAAGAAAUGCCAGUUUGUCACCUGUUGGUUUCUCAAAAGAUAUUGGGCAACACCAUGAAUUUCCUCGAAUUCCAUACUCAUGUCCACUUCCUAUCAUGGAUUCAUCUGAAGAGCUUGGCACCAGCAGAACUGGGACUCAAGGUGAUUCUGUUGGUGCUGCUGUAACUAUAGGUGAAAAUCGCAACCAAAAGCAAAUUUCCAGGGGUGCCUCUGAGAGAACUCCUCGGAUCAGUGCAAAGUUCAGUGAUAUGGAUGCGUCACCACAUAGACAUCUUGUUUCUGGACUGAAUCGAGUGAACCGCUGUUCAAGCCUGAAGGAUGGACCAUGUCCUCGACAACCUGAAGCAAGCACCUCUGUGGAUAAGAUAAAUGGAGAUAAGUCAUCAGGCAACAAAGGCAGUAGACGCAGCCCAUUGAGGAGGAUGUUAGAUCCAAUAUUAAAGCCACGUCAGUCAUCCACUUCUGGUCCAAUUCAACCUUCAUUUGUUCCAAAGUGUCAUCUGCCUGGCCAUAUUGAUAAGCAAUCUCUGAGCUUGGGAGGAUCUGCUUUGCAGAAUGUUCAACGUAGGUCAGUUGAUUCAGUGGUAAAUUCAAAUUGCCGAACAGAAACUAAUACAAACCAGCCUCCUCAGGUCCUGAACAGUGAAAGGUACCUCCAGCAAGAUAUAGAUUCAACAACAACAAGGCAUGCGCUUCUGCAGCUAGCGUGGAAGAAUGGCCUGCCUUUUUUCAUGCUUUCUUGUGGUUCUGAUAUCCUGGUGGCUACCGUGAGAAGGAAGGGCAUCUCCGAUAACAAUGAUCUGGAGAGCACAUACACUCUGUUUGGUGUUGAAGAACCUAAGAAAAGAGGUGGGGCUUGGAUCAAGGCAGGUAAUAAGAACAAGAAAGAUCAGCUUGUUUAUAAUAUUGUUGGGGAAAUGAGGGUUUCACAUCGAAAAUCAAGAUGCUACCAGGCAGAAAAAAACCAUUUGCAUAGAGAAUUUGUUCUGGUUGGCUCAGAGCAGCUACCAUCUUCUGAAGAAUCAGGUGAUUCACAUGUUAGCAGAGAGUUUGCGGCUUUUAUUAGUGCGGUGUCUCAGCAAGAACCAGAAACUUCUCGUCACUCAUCCUCACAGCAUUCCAGCCGAAGCAUGUCAACACCAACCGACUGUUCUUGCCCAUUGGGAAAUUUCCAUCCUAAUACGAGGGAUGAUAGUUGUGCAUCAUCCAGUGUUCUUGCCGUACUUCCUAAUGGCUUCCAUGGUACAUCAACCUCAGGACAGCCACUACCUCUGAUUGAGAGGUGGAAAUCAGGAGGAGCGUGUGACUGUGGUGGGUGGGAUGAAGGCUGCAUGCUCAGUGUCCUCAGCGAUGACGCCCGAGAAAACAAAGGUGAUAAAUCCACUCAAGCAAACCAGACGACGGAUGGAAGUCAACGGUUUGACUUGUUUGUUCAGGGUCGAUCACGAGAAGACAAGCAUGCUUUCAGUAUGGUUUCAUUCAGAGAAGGGUUAUACACAGUUGAAUUCAGAUCAUCCAUUGCUUUACUUCAGGCUUUUGCUAUGUGUAUAGUGAUGCUUCACGGCAGGCGCCCUACCAGGACGCAAGCAGGUGUGCACGCAUCGCAAGAGCACGCAUCCCUCGCUGACCAUAAGCUCAACAAGAUCAUGGCAGCUAGUCAAGGUAGAGCUCAGGCAAGCUAUGUGCCACACCGGCCGCCGCUAUCUCCUGUAGGGCGAGCCUAGCUUCCUGUGAUAAAAAUGUAUGUUUUUCUUUGUUUCUUUUCGUUUUCUUCUGUAACUCGAGUUGCGUCGUGGAAUCUUAUGCCAUGAUCCAUAUGCGACUCACAUCGAAAUGUGAUGAAUCUUAUGGAAUCGGCUUUAGCGGGGUAGCUAACUGUACAUGUAAAAUGACUAGGUGUGUUGCUGCAAGGCUCAUCUCAGUGCUUAGCUACCCUUUUUAUAUGCAAGCAAAGCAGAUCCUCGCAAAGCUUCUGUCA